AUAUUCCCCUUCCUAUCGACUGAAUAUUGACAGAUUAGCCAUGCGGUUUCGGAGUUGUGUAAAUUGAAAUUUAGUCGUGCACGUGGUGUCCUGUUGCUUAAAACUAAGGUAAUGCGCGGGUUCUAAAAAAGUUAGGUUAAGAAAUGAUUGAAGACGUCGAAAGUAGUUUAGUGUCAACAAAAAUUGAUAAUAAAAGUGGAAACAAACAACAAAAUGGAACGGUAAAUCAUGAAGGUGGUAAUAAACCACCGGCGGAUGGGGGAUCGCGAGCAUGGGUGAUAAUGUUAGCUUCCUUUUUUUGCAAUGGAAUCUUAUUUGGCGUUAUCAAUUCUUAUGGAGUUCUUUAUUCGGAAUUUUACGAUAAAUUACAAAGUAGAAAUGAUAGUCGUGCUUCUGGAAAAGCAGCUUUAAUUGGUUCCUUUUCCAUGGGAACAGUAUUUUUCGUGUCUCCCGUAUCUGGGGUUUUGACUGACAAUAUAGGCCUUCGACAAACAACAUUCCUCGGUGGUGCAAUUGCUUCCGGUGGAAUGUUACUAUCUUCAUUCUUUAUCGAUGAUAUCGUAAUUCUAUGCAUUACGUAUGGAGUCAUGUACGGUUUAGGAGGGGCAUUAGCGUAUACACCGUCUUUGGCUAUUUUAGGACAUUAUUUCAAAAAGUAUUUGGGAAAAGUUAACGGCUUCGCUGCAGCCGGUAGUUCAGUAUUCACGAUUGUAAUGCCUUACUUAAUCGAUGCUUGUUUAAGGCGAUUUGAGAUAGAAUGGACUCUGCGAAUAUUGGCUCUUCAAUCAAGUUUAAUAAUGCUCUUCGCGUUCUUGUUCAAGCCAAUCACCCUAACUCCACAAAUUAAAUAUAAAAAAACUACAAUCGCUGAUAUUUUCAAUAUCGCUCUGUUUAAAAAUUACAAAUAUGUAAUCUGGGUGAGUUUUAUAGCCAUUUCUUUGUUUGGUUAUUUUGUGCCAUAUGUAUAUAUGCUCAAAUUCGUCGAACUGAACUUUGAAAAAGGAUCCGACACCAAAUUACCUAUAAUGUGUAUAGGUGUGGCAUCAGGUUUCGGGAGACUAAUAUUUGGUUAUAUAGCUGAUUUACCUAAAGUUAAUAGAAUUUACAUGCAACAAUUGAGUUUUUUCAGUAUAGGAUUAAUGACAAUGUUAUUACCUUUUACUGUUGGACAUUAUGCAUGGUUAGUAGUAAUUACAUUGGCUAUGGGUAUUUUUGAUGGAUGUUUUAUAGCUCUUUUGGGUCCUAUAGCAUUUGAUAUCUGCGGUCGAGAAGGAGCUACACAAGCAAUAGGUUUUCUUUUAGGAGUAUGUUCUAUACCAUUAACGUUGGGUCCUUAUAUUGCUGGUAUUAUUCUCGACACAUACAAUAACUAUACAUUGCCUUUUAUGUUGGCUGGUGUACCACCCGUGAUAGGAUCCAUAGGGUUAUUUGCCAUAAAAUGCUCUCCGAAAACCUCAAUACAAAAUAAAACAAAACAAACGCAAAAUAUUAAAGUGGAUGCCACUGAGAAAGAAUCGUUUGCCUUGCAAGAAGACGUCAUAAAACCAUAAAAAUGAAGACAAACCAUUUUUAUAAAAAAUUUUCAAUAAUCUCACUUGUUUACUCAUAAUCUGCUCCAUUCCUGUAAACAUUGUGUUCUACUUGCUUUUAUAUACAUAAUGUUUCAGUCAAUUCACAUAUAGAUCAGACAGAAAUUUUUCUAAUUACAUAGGCUGUGAAAACAAUAUGGUAAUUUUUUGAAAAUAAUCAAAAUUAUUUUUAACUGAAAUUAGCACGCCUUUAUAAUUGAUAGUUAUAUUUCAAGCCGAACAUAUGGGAUUUAUAUUUUUUUUAAAUAAAAGAUUAAUAAUUGGCAUAUAGAAAUGAAUUCAACCAAUUAUAUGAAUAUCUCAAAUGCAAUGGAUUUUAAGUGAAAUGACUUGAAUUAAUUUUCGAUGGUUUGGAAAUGUGCCAUAGAUAUUAUUAUCAGUAAUAACAGUAUUAAAAUAUAUCUAACGUUGUUUAAGACAAAA
Molecule: messenger RNA, 2012 nt
Organism: Diorhabda carinulata
Lineage: Eukaryota; Metazoa; Arthropoda; Insecta; Coleoptera; Chrysomelidae
Gene: kar
Product: monocarboxylate transporter 10
Exons: 6
Coding region: 144-1550 (468 amino acids)
Biological process (GO): transmembrane transport
Molecular function (GO): monocarboxylic acid transmembrane transporter activity
Source: RefSeq, a predicted model, not a curated record